Messenger RNA from Pararge aegeria (speckled wood butterfly), 4833 nucleotides. RefSeq lists its product as uncharacterized. The record is from RefSeq and is a predicted model, not a curated record. The coding region runs from base 102 to 4718 and encodes 1538 amino acids. The transcript has 13 exons. NCBI's taxonomy places the organism in Eukaryota, Metazoa, Arthropoda, Insecta, Lepidoptera, Nymphalidae.
UGUUUCAAAAUAUUUUAGAAACUUCAUUUUAUUUUUAGGAAAAAUAACAAUAGCACCUGCUCUGUUCGAGCCGAAGUUAAUAUAGUCCCUGUUCAAAAACGAUGGAGACGAACGAGUUUAUCGCGAAAUUGAAAGCCAAUGGCUCGGAGAAAGACUGGUUCGACUUGACCAAUUGUAUUGACCGCUACAAGGAAAUUAUCGAGAGUUUAAGCGCUAAGGACAAAGGCUUGUUCUCUUUGAACGUGCUGUGUAUACUUAUCAGAAACUUAGACACUGUCCCUUCAUGGACUCAUAAAAUCAGCACAAAGGAGCUGCUAGCUCUGAGUAUAGAGUGUGUGAGACAAACUCGUAGUCUAGACAAGCCUGAGCAAGUUAAAACUCUUGGCUGCGUCUUCCGUUUACAUAAGCACGCUAUAACGAUGAACUCUUCAACACCACCAGAAUUAGUCUUAAAACUAUCAUUCAUGGCAUUUGAAUACGAUGAUGCUUCACUGCUACAAGAGUAUUACAAGACAUACGGACAUAUCAUUAUAGAUAGAAUAACAUAUAUAGGAAAACUGAAGCCUACAAAACUUCCAAUACUAAAGCUACUGCCAAAACUUGCAGAGGAUAUAACAAAAACCAUUAAAAUAUAUGACACUGUACAUUUCUGUACUAAUAUGUUAACAUUUGUCGUGAAAAAAUUAUGUUAUAUUUACAGCGAAUCACCCAAGGAAAUAAACGAAUUACUUGGAAAGAUAUUCGACUGUAUAUCAAAGAAUGAUUUGAAAGGAUGCAAAAAUCUUUCUGAGAAAGAUGCAUUUGAUUUAUAUGUCAAACUUAACGAAUGCCUGAUCACGAUCACGGAAAAUUCUUUAAAAAUCAACUUUCAUAAUUCAGUUUUAGAUUCAAUGACAAGAGUGUGUGUUUCUCUACUGGGUCAUAUACCUGAUAUGUUCCACUGUUUUCAAACUAUCUUCUUGAACUCCUUCUGCUGUAUCUUUAAUGAUAGAACCAAUCCUAUACUAAUAGAUAAUCUAUUAAAGAACGCACAAACUUCAUGUGAAAUGACAGAGAAACUGGGUUAUAAAACCAUAAUAUAUGCCACAUAUCCAUUUAUAGGUCAACUUUUACGACUUUAUAUAGAACAUAAUGUGAAUAUUGUUGAUAAAAUAGACAGAUCUGAUUAUCUUAACGAACCAAUACAGGAGAAUUGUCUUAAACUAGUAAAGUUUUUAAUAGAGAAGUUAAAGAAUACUAAACAGCUAACUAAAUGUGAUAACUGCACAGUGAAAACUGGUUUACAUGAUGCGCUUCGUUUAUCGUUUACCGUUAAACAUUUAAUAACUGUAUCAACAAAUAAAGGUAUUGAGUUAAAAAAUAAUUUACUGGUGUACUUCACUAUAGUUGAACAACAGUAUUUGAUACUUGAAGAAUUGAAUACAUUGAGGUGUCCAAACCAGGAGCGUUGUUUCAGAAAACUACAAAUUGAUGUUCACAAUAUAGCUGUGCUUUUAAACAAAUACAAAUACUAUGAAUACUCUAUCAAACUGUUCGAGAUUUACCUUAAAUAUGAAUUGAAACAUUUAAAAAAUGAUGCAGAACUAAAGAAUGUGAGUCGUGCUUUAUACAAUAAAAGUAUAUGUGAGUUGGACGCUAAACUCUAUAAGGACUCGUUACUAAAUGCAUAUCUUAGUCUGGUAUUUUCGUUGCCAGAAGGAUUGAAAUCAGAGAAAUAUAUGAGUCUCGUGAUUGAUGUAAAAGCAAAGGCACUGAAAAGUGUAACGGAGGAUGUGUCAGAUGAAAUUAACGAAUUACAAUCAAUGUCGAUUUUAGAAGCUUGUGAUGUGCUGUACAGCGACAAUACGUAUGGGAAUUUAAAGCUGUUUUUGAAGAAUCAUAAAUUCAGUGCACUGUUAAAACACGAAUACUCCAUGUAUAUUAAGUUAUGGGCGUCAACAGUUCCCAUUGCUGGUGUAUGGAGCAGCCUGGUCGACUUAACGAUGAAUAAACCUCGUUGGGUAGCAGCCGAAGACAAAAAUACUGUACUAUGGACGUUAUACGGAGUGGUUCUGGAGACACCUAACGUCGUGAGGAACAUACAUGACGAUCGAUACAAAGCAGUUGUCCUGGAACUCGUCAAAAAUUUCCAGAAUGCCCUUGAAAUGUCACUCCAGGAAAAAAUAAUAUAUGCCACAAUAUUGCUGUUGAAAUCCGAGUAUGAUAUGGCCGAAGCGAGUCAGAAUUGCGGCUGGAAGGUCACGGAGCAUACCACAGAUCCCGACCAGGAUCGAACAGUUCGGACGAUGCAGCAGGAAUACGAAGCCAUAGGCUCAGCGCUACAAGCGGUUCAGUUGUACAGCGACGUGGUGCGGGGAUUCGAAACCGGGGCCCUGUCCAACGCAACUCUGCAGCGCAUAACACAGAUUGCCUGUGUGUCUGUGCAACAGCUGUUACACUUGCACAUGUUCGCAUUUGCUCUGCAACUGGCUUACGUGGGAUGCUGUUUCGCCGAGCACGCCGGGGAUAAAGAAUCCUAUAUACUCCACGCGAGCACAUUGAUCUACCACAGUGUAAAAAACAAGCAAGUCGAUGCCAUUAUAACGCGCGCAAUGAGGUUCGCGAACGAGCUUAUGACAAGCGAGAAGAAUGUUGAGGCGUCGCUUUGCUUACUCUGUGAUGUUGCGAUAUACUACAUAAAGAGUGAAUGUUUUUAUAUUGCGGGAAAGUUAAUAGAAACAGUGCAGCACAAACUGCUUUCCCAUUACGAGAAACAAUGUGACGUCAAUUUGGAACUGUCCCUGGGUCGCCUGCUCGAGGCUCAGGCGAUGCUCUGCCCCGGCUCAGGCCUGAGCAUGCUCAGCGCUGUCAACGGAGUACACAGACACUUCCUAGCUGCGCGGAACACUGCCGCACACUGGACCCAUCGCCGCACCACCUCGCUGUACAUAAAGAACGGUAUAUCGACGCACGGCUGCGCGUGCGCACGCGCCGCGAGGCGACUGGCGCUGUGGCGGCGCGCGAACUGUGCGGCCGCCGCCACCCUGCCACCCGCGUCCGCCACCACCCGCGCCCGGGUGCACGCCGACAUCAUCAACACCCACGACGUGGACGCACAGGGUAAAAUAUCUUUACGUCUGAAGUCGAUACUGAAAUCCAACGAGCCGUCCGAAUCGAAUGACCUUCAAACCGAGACCACAGUAAAAAAACUGGAGCAUUUCACUCCAGCGCAGGACGGUGUAGAAAUUAUGUUAGACUGCAUGUUCAAGAAAACUCAGUGCAGUCCUUCCUUAUCGUCUGGUUUCUGCUCGGUACCAGCAUUCCAAAUACCAGAUUUCCUCCAACAUGCGAAAACGUGCUCAUGCCACGCAUGCGUGUUGCCAGCAUGCUCGAUAUUAGCAUGCCAAGUUGGCUACUUGGAAGCGUCCACGUAUUUCCGAGCGAAGGAAACGGAAAUAGCCGAAAACUAUUUCGAAGGUGCCCGCAAAACUUUUGUUCUCGCCGAAGAGAAACUGAAAAAUAUCUUCAAUGGUUACAAAAUUCUGAAAUUUAAUAAUCUUGCCGUAGACAUUGCAAGGGGAAUGGUUGAAAAUGAAUUUAGAACGAUCCAAUUGGAGUUUCUAAUUGAGCAAUCACUUUAUGAGUUGGCGCGUAACGAAUUUGCAAAAUCCGAUGAUCAUGUCGUAUCUAUACAUGAGAUUUUGGCUGAAUUCAAAAACGUUGAUAGACAUUUAAGAAAUGAAGUGUCAAAUUUGAUGGUAGCGUCAGCUAAUUUGAGGAAAACUAGGAUUGUCAAAGAAACUGGUCUCGAAAUUGAUAUGGAAGAGCUCAAAUUGAGUCCGGACAAGUUGAAAACGCCGGAAAGUAAAGUAAUGCCGAAGAUAUGUAACACGAUCAAAGUUGUCAAAACUGAAGAACUACCAGAAAAGUUCAAAUUGCUCAAAGUCAAUUUGGACUUUGAUGAAAUCGGCGAAAAGGAAGAUAAAAUUGAAGAAAAUGAUACCGAGAUAAAGAAACCGAAAACUAAACAGUCGAAGUUCAAAGUUCCGGAACCGGUGACAUCCAAGCCGAUGCUAGAGAAUUUCACACCGAGACCAAGCCGGGCGAAACCCAAAAUAAUAUUUACACAAGCAGAUAAUACAGAUACUGAUAUAUCUACAACUAUAAGUACACCGCAAAAUGCGUCAAAUUUGGAAUUCUUCACGCCGUGCCCAACUACGCCUGCAGAAUUUUUCACACCGAUGUCCACGAUAAGAACGUAUACAAAAAAGCGUACUAUAGUUGCGAAAAAUUUGGAAACUGAAUUCCUAACACCCAAAGGUAAAGAGGAAUCGAGCAAAGUCAAAAUCAAGGAAAAUUGUAGAACAGUUAAUGAGAACUCCAGACCUGCUAAAGAUUUGAGACUGGCCAGAGAAGUUUUUAAAACAACAAAAGAUUCAAGGUCUGCUAAAGAAGAUUUACGACCUGCUGCAGAAGAAUUCAUUAAUUCCAAAGAUUUGAGACAUGUUAAAGAAGAUUUAAGAUCUGGUAAAGCGGAUUUGAAACUUGGUAAAGAAGGUGUGAAGGUUGAGAAAGACUUAGGGAGAAGAACCAGGUCCAAAGUUGAGACUGGAACUGUAAAAGGGCUUAAUGAUAAAAGGACUAUUAAAAGGGUUACCAGUCCAGGCAAAGUGCUUGAAGAAAACACUCCAGUUUCUCGUACUAGAAGGGUGAAACGACCUGGCUUUGACGAGAAAUAGGUUUAAGAAAUGAUAAGUGUUUUUAAUCAUACAUUCUGUAAUUUUUAUAUAGUCCAAUUUUUAUUUUAUAAAAUACAUAUGUAAUAUAAGUCAAUUUCCAAAAAUAAAAAAGGUG